AUGUCGAUCGUUCCUAUGGAGUGGCUGCGGGAGGGAGUUCAAGUCUUCUCGGGUCGCUACUGUCGUCGGGGUGGAAAUAUCGUCCGAGAGUUGGAAGUGAAAAUGGUGCCGACCAGUUCGGGUAAAGUGAGUGUGCAUGCGUGCAAAAUUGCGGCUGGGGACGAGAAGGAAGCACUCAGUGGGGCAGAGGUCGAUGCUGUUGAUAUGAGUAAUUUGAACUCACUGCGAGAGGAGGUCGUUGAUAUGCUCACCAAGCUGGAGCCACGGACGCUGACCUCGGUGGGGACUAGGAGGGAUGAGGCAGGUCAGGAGACGCGAGAUCGUCGUACGAAUCCUGAAGGAGAGAAUCCCUACGCUUACAUCAACCCGCCCAAUAUCAUAAGAGAUCCUACCACGGGGGCAGGAGGUGCUGGAGGCCUCCUUGUAGGCCCGAGGGAUCCGAUGUUCACGGGUGGAGGGCCGCAGAAUGGUCCGGGCAGUCUGCAGCCGCGAUGGGAUCCUAUGGGCCCUGCUGGAUUCGACGGAGAACCCGACUAUGACCACGAGGUGCCACCGCGGUUCAACCGACCUCCACCACCUGGUAAGGGGUUUGGAGGGCCUAGAGGCGGAGGCUUGGGUGGCUUUGGCUCCUUUGGUGGUGGAUUUAUGUGA
Perkinsus marinus ATCC 50983 is the source of this 651-nucleotide messenger RNA. RefSeq lists its product as hypothetical. The coding region runs from base 1 to 651 and encodes 216 amino acids. The transcript has 3 exons. Lineage: Eukaryota; Perkinsozoa; Perkinsida; Perkinsidae. The record is from RefSeq and is a predicted model, not a curated record.